Messenger RNA from Scleropages formosus (Asian bonytongue), 4108 nucleotides. It is a transcript of the gene r3hdm1, whose product is annotated as R3H domain containing 1. Gene Ontology annotation, molecular function: nucleic acid binding. NCBI's taxonomy places the organism in Eukaryota, Metazoa, Chordata, Actinopteri, Osteoglossiformes, Osteoglossidae. The record is from RefSeq and is a predicted model, not a curated record. The transcript is spliced from 28 exons. Bases 471 to 3872 code for a protein of 1133 amino acids.
CGUUGAUUUGGCGCUGUCUCCGGGGCUCGGUCCGAGAGCCCGGGCAACGGGCUCGAGCAGGUAGGCUGAGGCAAGCUCGCGUCCGAGACGGGCCGCUUCAGGGUGCGGGCCCCCCGUGCAGCUGCCGCGACGGUGGACGCUGCCCCCUGGUACUAUGGAAACUAAACCUCUGACCAAUGGGGAUAAUGCAGGCUACUAUGUGGCAGCUGUCGAAGUUGCUCCACUCAUUCGCCCUCUUAACAACAGUCAUGCGUCGCACUCAGCGGCCAGUGUCACACGCUACAGGAGGGCGCGCUUAUCCACAGAGAGGCCAGAGCUCCCAUCCACCAGCGCUUGUCAUCCUCUGGCCGACAUCGAGGAAGGGGUUUGCUGCAAGCUGUCUGCUGAUUCCUGGGGGUCUCUGAAGGCCAUGAGCGGCAUGUCGCAGGGCAGUGCUGCUCCGUGCCGGACCCUGUGCUGGUGACGGGGACAUGGGACGUCUCCUCCGGGCUUCCAGCAGGCUCAACACAAGUGCCGACCCGGCCAACGGCACCCGGCGGGGCCCCGUGUCCAGCAGAGCGCCUCGGGACACGGCCGAGACGAUGAGAGGUUCGGAGGCAGUGGAGAUGGACGUGCCGCAGACCAGCGGCAGCCAGCCGAAGCCGGACAGCCGUGAACAGAUCGAGCCCGACAGAGACGGCAGCACCGAGACACAGCGGCACACCUUAAACCCUGGACAGGCAGGGAGGAGGCUCAAGUCUAAUGCAAAGUUAAAGUUAGUUCGGAGCCUGGCUGUGUGCGAAGAGUCCUCACCUCCCCCUAGCACUGAGCUGGCACGAAAACAGGAUAAAGUUCAGACCCAGUUCACCCAGUCAUCCGAAAAAGAAGAACUGCCUGUCGAGGAUGAGAAGGAGAAGAACACAGAGAAGCUGGAGAAGUCAGAGAAAAUGUCACGCAAGAUGCUCUCAAGAGAUUCUAGUCAGGAAUACACUGACUCGACUGGCAUUGAUCUCCAUGAGUUCUUAGUAAAUACAUUAAAAAAUAACCCCAGGGACAGAAUGAUGCUGCUGAAGUUGGAACAGGACAUUCUUGAUUUUAUCAGCAAUAAUGAAAGCCAGAGAAGAAAGUUCCCUCCCAUGACGUCCUAUCACAGGAUGCUGCUACACAGAGUUGCUGCGUACUUUGGUUUGGAUCACAACGUAGACCAAACUGGGAAAUCUGUCAUAAUCAACAAAACUAGCAAUACAAGAAUACCAGAUCAGAAGUUUUCAGAGCACAUCAAGGACGACAAAACAGAUGACUUCCAGAAACGGUAUAUUCUCAAGAGGGAUAACGCCAGCCUGGACAGGGAUGACAACAUGAUGCGGAUGCGACUGAAGGAUGACCGCAGAAGCAAGUCCAUAGAAGAACGUGAAGAAGAGUACCAACGAGCUAGGGACAGGAUAUUUGCGCAAGACGGUCAAGAGAGCUUUACACUUGAUAAAAGGAUCCAGCAGGAUGAGACGUGUAAUAGCACGCAGCAAAGAAGGCAAAUAUUUAGGUUGAAAGACAACCGAUCAGCAAACAGUCGACAGAGCAGCUCAGAGAAUGAGCCCAAGUACUCAGAACCUCGUCCUUGGAGCAGCACAGAUUCAGAUAGUUCCAACCGCAACCUGAAGCCUACCAUGACCAAGGCCAGCAGCUUCAGCGGAAUCUCGGUCCUGAUCCGUGGUGACAGUUCAGGCAGCAGCAAGAGUAGGGGCCGAUUGUCCAAGACAGGUUCUGAGUCCUCUAGUAGUGUAGGGUCAUCUACGGGGUCACUGUCUCGCUCGCAGCCGCCUCUCCCUGUCCCAGCUCUAACCCAGCCCAGCCAGGCUGCCCCCGCUCCCGCGGCCUACCCUACAGUCAGCACUAGUAGCUCUGUGUCCUUCGAGGGGGGCAGGAACGGCCCAGCGGUGCCCUCGUCUAACCCUAGCUACUAUUUGCUUCCUCUGGAAGCCACAGGGAUGCUACCUGGGAGUAUUCUGGUGAACCCACACACAGGUCAGCCCUUCUUGAGCCACGACAGCAGCGCUGUGGUGUACACCCCUGUCACGGCCCAGCAGCCCCUGCCCCCUCCACCGCCACCUCCAUCUCAGCCUGCCCCCCACCCACACCCUCCAGCCAACCAUAUUCUUUCCCAGCCUGUUCGGCCCCUCCAGCCCCCAGCACAGCCUGUUCACUACUCAACGGUUUCUUACCCGUCUCAGCUCCUGCCUGUCUCCCCUAACCAACAAUACACUGUGCAAGACAGCCUGGGCACCCAAUUCAGCCACAUGAACCUGGCCCGACAGCCUUCCAGUGAAGGCCACGAUGCCCAUGCAGCCAUCUACCCCUCCUCUGUGGUACUGCAGGCCCCCCAGCAGGGCAGCUACAUGGUGGCUCCACCAGGACAACCAGUGCCAGCACCUGCAUACCCAAACCCUGGAACUGGCACUAACCAGCCUGUUGUGGCUCAGCAGAGCUACAUACAACAACCCGUACAGCAGGUGCCCACAUGCUACUGUGCCCCAGGCCAGUAUCCUCACUCCAACCAGCCAUACCGACCUGUCACCCCAGUGCAAUACAACAAUCCCCCGAGCCAGGCGCUGCCCCAACACACCCAGCAAUCAGGCUAUCAGACUGUGAUGCCAACCCAACCACAGAGUUACCAGAAUAUGGUAGCAGUACAGCCACCUCAGAAUCAAAACCUGGUCAGCAACCAGCAUAGCAAUAUGGGAAGUCAGAUACAAGGCAUGAUGGUCCAGUACCCUUCAAUGCCAUCGUAUCAGCAGGUCUCCAUGCCCCAGGGAUCACAGGGCAUACCCCAGCAGACGUAUCAACAGGCAAUCAUCAUGCCAAGUCAGACCAGCCAGGGGCCCAUGCCAGCAUCUAGUGUGCAGGUCUACUACAGUGUCAUGCCACCCAAUCAGCAGAGUACCAUCAGCUCCACGGUGGGCUUCCUGCCACCUCAAGGGACAGAGCAGAUGCCGUUCCCAAGGACCUCCCCACCGUGCAGCUCCCAACAGCUUCCUGGACAGCAGUGUGCAGGCAUGCCCCCCAGUCACAGCAGCGGUUUGGUGAUGAUGCAGCUAGCACUGCCCCCCAGCCACCAGCCCCGAGCUCACUCUCCCCCUCAGUGGAAACACAGCAAAUACUACAGCCUGGACCAGCAACGGGCCCAGAAGCCGUCCGACCUCCCCUCUCUUGACACCUCCCAGAGCAGUCCUCAGUUGGGCAGCCCUGCUACCUCCCCUGCCCAGUCUCCCACCCCUGCCCAUCUGACCAACAUGAAGAACAUCCGUCCCAGCCUCUCUGCCAUGCCCAUCAUGCCUCAGUUCUCCAGACCCUUUGUCCCCGGACAAGGUGAUGCACGGUACUCUCUACUGGGGCAGCCUUUGCAGUACAACCCUCCAAUGUGCCCACCCCUACUGCCCAGCCCCCACAUGGUCCCCAGCCACCAGGGUCCCACAGGAGUCCGCCAUGGGGGACGGGGUAGGAAGACCACGAAGAAGGCAUUCUCCACAGAUCUCAGUGUAGGUGAACCAGUGAGUGGACGGGUCCUGGAGGUGACAGAUUUGCCUGAGGGAAUCUCACGGGUGGAGGCAGACUCGCUGCUUGCUGAGCUAGGUAAGGCGGGCGCCACCAUCAAGUGGCUGCCGGAGCACCAGUUGCCGCAUCUGCCCCGCGGAAGCGGGGACAGAAACGGCAGCCCCAACCACACAAAGCUCGCCUGCGACCCAGCAUCGGCCUACACCAUCCUUGCAGUGUUCCCCUCGAGACACGCAGCGCAGAGCGCCCUGCUCAGGCAUAGCGGCCCCCUGGCCACGUUCAGACUGAGAACUAGCAAGAGAGCUGUGGACACGCCCACUUUGGAGAGGGCCAGUUCACAGUAGGGACCCUCGCCAGCAGCAUUACGGCCACCAGGAGCACCUGUCACUUCCGGCUGCAGCCACUCCCCACUUCCAGUUUGUCGCUAAGUUGGCCUGAGUACAUUGGGUUUUCACUUGAGUUGUAGAAAUGUUCAGAAAGUGUGUCUUUGUAAUGUUCUAGUGAUUCGGAAGCAAAACAAAGAUUCAGUUUGAGUAUUCAGAACCAAGAAUGGAAGUCCAAAUAUAAACCAUGUCUUUUU